Lates calcarifer (barramundi perch) is the source of this 1921-nucleotide messenger RNA. RefSeq names its product ceramide-1-phosphate transfer protein. Gene Ontology annotation, biological process: ceramide transport; intermembrane lipid transfer. Bases 814 to 1749 code for a protein of 311 amino acids. The transcript has 7 exons. Gene Ontology annotation, molecular function: ceramide 1-phosphate binding; ceramide 1-phosphate transfer activity. Gene Ontology annotation, cellular component: cytosol; cytoplasm; membrane. Lineage: Eukaryota; Metazoa; Chordata; Actinopteri; Centropomidae. The record is from RefSeq and is a predicted model, not a curated record.
CUGUUCCCUCUGAAGUUAAACCUUCCAUCAAAGGUAACAGGCACCCAACAGUCCAGCUGGUGAUUUAGAGAUGUCUCGAGCUGCAGUUCUUCAAAAUGUCCACUAGAUGGUGCUCAAGUCGGAAACUCCUUAGCUCCACUGAUGAGCUGUGAACCAGCUUGUCAUUUUCUUCCACAUCUGGGGUUGGAUCGCUGCAGACGUCCCUCUCUCCAGCCCAGUCUUCCAGCUCCUCUUGAGGGAUCCGGAGGCGUUCCCAGGCCAAAUGGGAUAUAUAAUCCCUCCAAGUUCUAGGUCUACCCCAGGGUCUCCCGCCAGUUGGACGAGCCCAGAAAACCACCCAGGAAACAGGCCCCACCCUGGCAUCCCAGACUGGUUGUAACUACCCCCCAAAAAGACCGAAAAGAGGCCUAAGAUAAUCAAGUUACAAAUGGCUUACACUGUGUAAAGUGUGACUAUUAAUAAUUUACUAAUUCCCAUGUUCAAAAGUUUCUAAACACACCCCUGGGUAAAUCCAAACAGGUGUCAGGAAUUCCUGUCAAGGAUCAGAGACGAGAUAAGGAGGGUUACUGUGUGUUUGUGAUAAAACAGGCUGAGCUUCCUGCAGGACGAAGGUCAAGUACAAAGGUCGUCCUGAGAUGUGUGUGUUUUUCGUCCUUUACCUGUGGGAGUGAGCAAACGACCUUUAACCCCAACGAGAGAGAGAGAGAGUGAUGACCAGUGACGGCUUGUCAACAAUGUGUUUGUUUGAACUCCUGUACGUCACAGAGAGAGAGUGAGGAGUCGGAGGGAAUAUUUGUGCAUGUUGUGGUCGCCAUGGUUUUCCUCAGACGGACAACGCUGCUUCGUUACCUGCUGCUGUCGGCCAUGUUGGCUCUGCUUCUCUUUGUCAGCUCCUUCUGGCUACCUCAGGGUGGAGUCCGAGACUGUGGCAGCGCCUGGCAGCCAUGUUUGAGUUUUUACCACCAAACACUCGAGCCUCCAUUGAUCCCUGCUGAGUGGGUGGAACCCGAUGGACCCUUGCCCCUGAUGAAGGAGUGUCCAGGCCAGUCAUUUCAGGCUUGGCGUCUGCUGCUGUAUUUAAAGUCCAGUCUGUCAGAUGACGAUGAUAUCCUGUUGGAGCCUUACCUGCAGAGCUGGGAUCAGCUGCUCAAUUUCAUGGAGUCUCUUGGGACAAUGGUCAGUUUCUUCUCCCAGAAGGUGAAAGAAAAGGUCGUACUGAUACGAAAGCUGUCACUCAAACACAGUGCAGAGCUUCAUGGGGAACGUGGUCCAGCCGACCACUCUAGACUACAAACCCCAGCAUCAUUUGGACUAAGAGAUGGGGUGUAUCGUUCGGUUCGAUCUAUGGUGGAGGCGGAGCUAAAAGCCAGCAUGGUCAACUUCUCCUGGCGGACGGAUUCAGGCUGCAGGACGCUGCUGAGGCUACACCGAUCUCUGCUGUGGUUGAAGCUGAUGCUGGAGGGUUUGGCUGAAGGACCAGAUGCAGACGGACGAUACAAAACACCCGGUGAGCUGAGCAGGGACGCCUACAAGGUGGCGUUGGCCCCCCACCACCACUGGGUGCUCCGUCAGGCUGCCGAGUUGGUCUUCCUCGCCCUCCCGGACAGGCAGUACUUCCUGCAGCUGGUGUGCGUCCAGAACCAACGCGAGGCUACGCCCGUCCUCCGCGUCCUUAUCCAUGCGCUGACGCUGGUGCACACGCGAACUCAACGAAUACUGGCCGAACACGACAUGCUGGAGCUGCCCUGACCGAUGACGACAACAACCUGAGGAUUCGAAAUGCUCUCCGCACACUCCACAGGCGCGCUGCGGGUCGUCCAUGUGUCUCCAGGCGUGUUUGAUCAAGCUGCCCAGCACCCUGAACCAAACUCCACAGACUUUACAGGGCGUUUUACUCCGCUCCACUACAAAGGCUCUGGGC